CUAUAAAUUUAUCAAUCUGAUAAGAAUGUUGUAGUUUUAAUGACAUAUGAUAAAAGUACAUUGUGUAUCACAAUGAAAGUUAAGAAUUGUAUAAAUCAGAAGUAAUGAUAUCUAUUUGCAGGAGAAUCUUUCUCUACACUGUUGUUAGUUUAUUGAAAUAUUAAGAAAACAUCAGUAAUUAAGAACUACGACCUUACUUUCACUUUGUGACAUUUAAUCCAUAUGGUAACAACAGGUAUUAUUGCACACGUGAUAAAUCGUAUAUAUUUUAAUAAACAAGAAAUUAAUAAACAAUGAAAUCUUCUCAAUUAAAAAAUAUUUUUAAUAUCAAAUAUGUGAAAAAAUGCAGCGAUGAUAUUCAAUAUGGAACAGCCGGCUUUAGAGCUAAGGCAAAUGUUCUUGAACAUGUUCUAUAUAGAAUGGGAUUGCUAGCAGUAUUGAGAUCUAAAGUUAAAAAUGCUGCAAUUGGUUUAAUGAUUACGGCAAGUCAUAAUAUUGGGUCUGAUAAUGGUGUGAAACUUAUAGAUCCAGCUGGUGAAAUGUUAGAAGCAGCUUGGGAAGAUAUAGCUACCAACUUAGUUAAUGUAGAAGAUUCAAAUUUAGUUUCUACAAUAGAGCAUAUUAUAAAAGAACAAAAUGUUAACAUGUCUACAGAUGCAGUUGUAAUAACUGGUAGAGACACUAGAGAAAGUAGUCCUACAUUAUUAAAUGCUGCUCUUGCAGGAAUUGAAGCCUUACACGGAUUUGUACAAGAUUUUGGUAUAGUUACAACCCCUCAGUUACAUUACCUUGUUGUAUGUACAAACACAAAUGGUAGUUAUGGCGAUCCCACUUUAUAUGAAUUGUUAUUAGAUGCUGCUAACGGUGUUGGAGCUAAUGCCAUAAGAGAAUUUAAAAAUUACAUAGGAACAGCAAUUGCAAUUAAUGUAUAUAAUGAUGGAGAUGGGAAAUUAAACUACAUGUGUGGAGCUGAUUAUGUGAAAGUACAACAAGUACCACCUAUAAAUUUUCCUCUCAAACCAAAUGUUAGAUGUGCAUCCAUAGAUGGUGAUGCAGAUAGAAUUAUUUAUUUCUACAUGGAUGAAGAUAAUAAAUUUCAUCUUUUGGAUGGUGAUCGAAUAGCAACACUUAUUGCUGAAUAUCUUAAAGAACUUUUACAAGAAAGUCAUUUAUCAUUUCAACUUGGUUUAGUACAAACAGCAUAUGCUAAUGGUAGUUCUACUGAUUAUAUUUCAAAUGUACUACAAAUUCCAGUUGCUUGUGUAUCAACUGGUAUUAAACAUCUACAUAAUAAAGCACUAGAAUUUGAUAUAGGAAUAUAUUUUGAAGCAAAUGGUCAUGGAACUGUACUUUUUAAAGAAACUACUAUUGAAACAAUUAAGAAAGCUAUCAUAAAUCCAAAACAAUCUACAAAUGAGAAAAAAGCUGCCUCGAAAUUACUGAAUAUAAUAAAUGUAAUUAAUCAAACAGUUGGAGAUGCUUUUAGUGAUAUGUUGCUAGUAGAGACAAUUUUGCAUGCGAAAGGCUGGGAUAUUAUAGAAUGGGAAAAAAUGUACAAAGAUUUACCAAAUCAACAACUAAAAAUAAAAAUUAAUGAUAAAAAUGUUAUUACAACAACUAAUGCAGGAAGACAAUGUAUAACACCAGAAGGAUUACAAAAUGAAAUCGAUAAAGUAGUAUCACAAUAUAAAAAAGGACGAUCUUUUGUAAGACCAUCAGGAACUGAAGACAUAGUACGAGUAUAUGCAGAAUGUGAAAAUUUAUGCGACCUUAAUAAAUUAAUUACAGAUGUGGCAUUGUUAGUCUACGAUCGUGCAGGUGGAAUUGGACCUAAACCUCAACUUUCCUAGUAAAUAACUAUAGUUCUUCAUUAUUUGCUAUACAUAUACAUAUAUACCAAUUACAUUUAUAUUAGUGUACAAGUCUUAAGAAUUAUAAUUUAUAUAAAUUGUACCUUAGUUGAGGGUAUUAUAUUUUAUAUCAAUAAUAAAUUAUAUAUGUAUGCAAUAUUAUAUACAUAUCAUAUAUAUAUAUUACGUAACAGACACUACGAUUUUUCAGGCACUUACGACAGUCUGAUGAAGAAAUGUUUUGAAUGAAAGUUAAUUAGCUUCCAAUCGACUACAAAUUGCAAUGUAAGAAAUUUCCAAGAAAUUGAUUUUUCGAUAGAAAGUCAAGGUCACCUUGGCCUUUUUAUGACAUUAUGUAUUUUUGGCUUCAUACCGUUAUAAAUGAUGUUAAAAUGAGUUCAAUGAUUUAUUACAUUAUGAUCUUAAAAAUAAAAAUUAUUUUAUUUUGAUAAAAUCACACGUUUCCAAAUGUGUAAUUUAAUAAUUCGUGAGCUUCAACAAGAAAAAUCAUACACACAUUACAAAAAGAUCAUAAACAGCGUACAAAAAUAAAAAUAUUUUGUCUAGUACGUUAUUAAACGUUUGGAAAACCUUAGUUGGGCACUUAUGAACCUAUACCUUGAUCACUUUGGUUACCUGAUUUGUCCUUAUUAGAUUCUUUUUGUUUACAGUCGGUGGUCUACAGUUUACGCUGUAUUCAAAACCUUAUAUACCUAAAGCAACGAAUCUGUGCAGCAUGUCCACGCACAAGAUUGUAAUAACAAUCAAUACAAAUUUACUGCAUUUUUCGGAAUUAUGCUCUUAAAAUUAUGGGCUAUAAUUCGAGCAUAUCAUAAUACUACAUAAGCUAUGUUUAUUUCUAUAAGCUCUUUGUGCUUUUUUUGUAAUAUACUUAUUAACAUUUUUCUUAUUGAAGCUCACCAUUUUCAAAUAUAUAAUUUGAUCGAAAUAACGUAAUUUUUAUUUCAAAGUCAUAAUAUAAUAAGUUGUUGAAUUCAUUUUAACAUAAUUUAUAACGGUAAGAAAUCAAAAAUACAUAAUUUCAUUUAAAAAAAGACAAACUGAUCAUGACUUUCUAUUGAAAAAACAAUUUUUUGGAAAUUUCUUGUAUUGCAAUUUGUAGCCGAUUGAAAGUUGAUUAACUUUUAUUUAAACCAUUUCUUCGUCAGACUAUAAUAAAUGCCUGAAAAAUCGUGGUGAUUAUUAGGUGGUACAGCCUGUAUAUGUAUAUACACACAUAUCAUAUAUAAAGAACAAAGUAUUAGUAAUAUUGUACACACCUUGAUUUUAUAACUUUGUAAUACAAUAAAUGUUGUAUCUAAUAUAUCGUAAUAUAUCCAGAAAUUAUAUUUUUAAUAUAAAUAAACAUAUAUAUUUACA
This is a messenger RNA of Bombus pyrosoma, 3230 nucleotides long. It is a transcript of the gene nst, whose product is annotated as phosphoacetylglucosamine mutase. NCBI's taxonomy places the organism in Eukaryota, Metazoa, Arthropoda, Insecta, Hymenoptera, Apidae. Bases 294 to 1850 code for a protein of 518 amino acids. Gene Ontology annotation, molecular function: phosphoacetylglucosamine mutase activity. The record is from RefSeq and is a predicted model, not a curated record. The transcript is spliced from 9 exons. Gene Ontology annotation, biological process: UDP-N-acetylglucosamine biosynthetic process; carbohydrate metabolic process.